AUGAAAUGAAAUCAGAACACCCUUCCAAAAAUGGAAACCUAAUGAAAGAACAGAAAUUGACGUUAUAAUGGAACCAUCACUUACGAGCAAGAUUCUUCGGGCCCCUAAUUUAAAAAGGGGCCAAGAAAAUAUCAGGAUACAAGAUAGAAUCAAGCUAGAACGAGUGCUAGGUGUAACUGUUUCCAGCAAUGCAGCCCUCGAUUGUGAUGCAACUAGCGAAUUGGUUGCAUAUCCAGCUGGUUGCACUGUGGUACUAUUUAAUCCACGACGAAACAGUCAAGCACACGUAUUAAAUGCUUGCCGGAAGACUGUGACUUCCCUGGCGCUUGCCGGGGAUGGUAAAUUCUUGGUCACUGGCGAAUGCGGACAUAUGCCAAACGUCCGUGUCUGGGAUAUUUCUGAUCCACACAAUGCUGUGCAGAUCGCGGAGUUUCCAGGACACAAGUAUGGCAUCAACUGCGUGGCGUUCUCACCCAGCAACAAAUACGUUGUAUCAGUUGGUUCGCAGCACGACAUGAUUGUCAAUGUUUGGGACUGGCGAAAUAAUGUUAAAGUAGCAUCCAAUAAAGUUUCGAGCAAGGUGAAGGCUGUCUGUUUUGCGGAAAAUGGCAAUUAUUUUGUUACCGUGGGUAACAGACAUGUAAAAUUUUGGUACUUGGAAUAUUCACGUAGCGCCAAGUACAAAGAACCUGUGCCUUUGAUGGGCCGAUCUGCUAUAUUAGGAGAACAAAGAAACAAUGAUUUCGUUGAUGUAGCCUGUGGUAGAGGGGAAAUGGCGGAUUCUACGUACGCAAUAACCAAAACGGGCCUGUUGUGCGAAUUUAAUAAUAGGAGACUCUUGGACAAAUGGGUCGAGCUUCGAACGAGCAGUGCCAAUUGUAUGGCGAUCGGCGAUAAAUAUAUUUUUAUUGGCUGUGCUGAAGGUAUUGUAAGAUGUUUUAGUCCUAGCACACUUCAAUUUAUUACUACGCUACCGAGGACACAUUACUUGGGAGUUGAUGUUGCACAAGGAUUAUCCAUCAGCCAUAUGUCGCAACAUCCUCCUAAUGCGAGGUAUCCGGACGCAAUUGCAUUGGCAUUUGACGAGCGAAAUAACAAGCUGACUUGCGUAUACAACGAUCAUAGUAUCUAUGUUUGGGAUGUGAGAGAUAUCAAACGGGUUGGCAAAUCACAUUCGUUCCUAUACCAUUCAGCCUGCAUCUGGGGCGUUGAGAUGUAUCCGACUGAUCCAGAUUCCGUCGGUGCGAUGCCGCCUGGAAGUUUCAUUACUUGUUCCAGUGACGACACAAUAAGAGUCUGGAAUUUGGAAAAGGACAAUUUGCCGAAUGAUACCUUGUACAAACGGAACAUUUACAGCAACGAAUUGCUCAAGGUGUUGUACGUGGAUCCAGAGUUGAUUUAUCUGAAGGAUCUGGACUUGGCCACUGCAGGAUCUACCGAAAAGAGCGAUGCUUCUUACGAUGGUCGUAACGGUGUCAGAUCGAUAAGGGUUGCACCUGACGGCAAACACCUCGCUUCUGGCGAUAGAUCUGGCAACAUCAGAAUUCACGAUGUUUCUUCGCUGGAAGAACUAUGUUUGAUAGAGGCACAUGAUGCCGAAGUGCUAUGUUUAGAAUAUUCUAGAUUUUCGCGACAUUCGCUAGAAACUCCUAGGUUAUUGGCAAGCGCGUCUCGCGAUAGAUUGAUUCACAUUUUUAGCGUUGAUCAGGGAUAUAAUUUCCUGCAGACGCUCGACGAUCAUAGUUCUUCUAUUACUGCGGUCAGGUUUUUCAAUCAAUUGAAUCAGAGUAAUCAAAUACAGAUGGUUUCCUGCGGCGCAGAUAAGAGUAUUAUUUUUAGGCAAUUGCAAUCGACACCAGGUGGAAUGCCGCAAUUUGCUAGAGGCCGCAAUGCUCAGGGAAAAACUACUCUAUAUGACAUGGAAGUCGAUUCCGGACAAAAGCAUGUGUUAACCGCCUGUCAAGAUAGAAAUAUUCGAGUUUACAAUGUUACUACGGGUAAACACAGCAAGACUUUUAAAGGUUCCGUUAGUGACGAUGGCUCGCUGAUAAAAGUUGUCCUAGGUAAGAUAAAUAAUUUAUAACUCAUAUAUCAUACAUCGCUGCUCUUACAAUACUGACAAAUUUUAUGGCAAUAUCUAGAUAUUUUAGCGACUCAUAUAAAAAGUUUUCCAAAUUAUUAUUACAGGGUGAGCUUUAACGACCAAAAAGAAAGUGAUUCUACGAUUAAAAAUAAAUUAAAAUGAUGGGGUAGAAUUUUUUUAAUAAGGCUUUAUUUUGAAAAAAGGCUUUGAAAAUUAAUCUGUAGUACGCGAAAAAUUACCUUUUAUUACUUAUAUUUGAAGAAUUAGAAAGAUAGAAUAUAUUAGAAACAAUCCAUUCUACUUUAAUGCAUAGAGUACAACUUUGCAUAACGACAUUAAAUAGCUAAUAUUUGCAACAAUAUUUCAAUUAAGUAAGAAAUAAAAUUAUUCUUUCUUUCACACAAAUUCACUUGUCUCUUUCAAGGGUCCAUUCUACUUUGCGGCCCGAAAAAGAAGGCGAUCUUUGAGAAUUUUUUCGGGAAAAGUGAUCAAGAUCACAUUCUUUAUUGUUUUUACAACUUAUUUGUUGUACUUUUCUCUUUAAUUUGUAAUUUUUUGAAGUCAAUUUGUUGACUGUAAGUAUAUGCUAUGCAAAAUUCCGG
This is a messenger RNA of Wasmannia auropunctata (little fire ant), 2685 nucleotides long. RefSeq names its product mitogen-activated protein kinase-binding protein 1-like. Gene Ontology annotation, biological process: regulation of mitotic cell cycle; mitotic spindle organization. Gene Ontology annotation, molecular function: protein binding. Bases 68 to 2083 code for a protein of 671 amino acids. Lineage: Eukaryota; Metazoa; Arthropoda; Insecta; Hymenoptera; Formicidae. The record is from RefSeq and is a predicted model, not a curated record. The transcript has 10 exons. Gene Ontology annotation, cellular component: mitotic spindle.